AUGAUCCUAGCAUCAGUGAUAUAUGAUCGUUAUGCCUCAGUCUGUAGGCCCUUGCACGUCAUCAUAAGCGACAGGUUCUGCAUUCUGCUGGCAACUUUUUCAGCGUGGACUGGCUCAAAUCCAAGGUACACCCUGAAUAAGGAUGUUGUGAUUUCUGUCACCUACACAGUAAUAACUCCCCUGCUGAAGCCAUUGUAGUACAGUCUGUGGAACAAAAAUGUGGAAGAUGCUCUUAGAAAAAGCUUUCUUGUGAAAAACAAAUCUUUGGGGUCCAUGAAAUUUAUCAUGCAGUGA
Molecule: messenger RNA, 294 nt
Organism: Fulmarus glacialis (Northern fulmar)
Lineage: Eukaryota; Metazoa; Chordata; Aves; Procellariiformes; Procellariidae
Product: olfactory receptor 10J5-like
Exons: 2
Biological process (GO): sensory perception of smell; G protein-coupled receptor signaling pathway
Molecular function (GO): odorant binding; olfactory receptor activity
Source: RefSeq, a predicted model, not a curated record